This is a messenger RNA of Fraxinus pennsylvanica, 2094 nucleotides long. The record is from the annotation of a GenBank genome assembly. NCBI's taxonomy places the organism in Eukaryota, Viridiplantae, Streptophyta, Magnoliopsida, Lamiales, Oleaceae.
AUGGCAGCAGAGAUGCAGAGAUUCGGAAUGAGUGAAGAUGAUGAUGAUGAUGAAACUGGGAUGGAUGUGAAAGAGGAAGAUGAUGACGAUGAUGAUGAAGAGAAGAACAUGGCAACUUUUGAUAUGGUUGGUGGUGAUUUGGGUAUCGUAUCCACAAGCAGUAGUAAUAGGUUUAUGCAGCACAACCAAUUUCAAGAGCAGCCAACUCCACAAGGAGGAGGAUCUAGGAGGUGUAGGCCACAAGAAGAGAAGGAGAGAACAAAGCUGCGGGAGCGACAACGUAGAGCUAUAACUGCAAAAAUUUUGGCUGGACUUCGGAGGCAUGGGAACUAUAAUCUUAGAGUCAGGGCUGACAUCAAUGAUGUCAUUGCUGCUUUGGCAAGGGAAGCUGGUUGGGUUGUUCUUCCUGAUGGAACCACCUUCCCUUCCAGAUCACAGGUGCAGGGCACGAGACAUGCAGGAGGUACAUCUCCUACAGUGGUGACGUCAUCUCCACAUAUGCCGGCAGAACACACAUCACCUACUUCCUUAAGAGGCAUUUCACCCGGUUAUCAGAGUACAGUCAAUUAUAAUGCCAGCCACAUGAAAGGCAGUAUUGUUUCAUCUCCUUAUGAUGUGUCCUCCAGUGCUCGAUCUCAGAGUUCAGCUAUGAUGGGUGACGGAGGAGGCAUGCAGAGUGAUCCUCCUCUCGGAGGUUCCAUAGAUUCAGUCCAAAAUAGGCAGGUUAUGGACGUUUCUGGAAAGGUGCAGCAGCGUGAUUUCGCGGGCACACCAUAUGUUCCUGUUUAUGUUAUGCUGCCUUUGGGCGUGAUUGAUAUGAAGUGUGAGCUUGUUGAUCCCGACGGUUUAGUGAAACAACUUAAAGUCUUGAAAUCAAUUAACAUUGAUGGUGUUAUGGUUGAUUGCUGGUGGGGUAUAGUAGAAGCGCAUGCUCCACAGGAGUACAAUUGGAAUGGAUACAGGAGGUUGUUUCAAAUCGUGCGGCAGCUUAAAAUGAAGUUACAGGUUGUGAUGUCCUUUCAUGAAUGUGGCGGUAAUGUUGGCGACGAUGUUUGUAUUCCCCUGCCUCACUGGGUGGCUGAAAUUGGUCGCAGCAAUCCUGACAUAUUUUUCACUGACAGAGUGGGAAGACGAAACCCAGAAUGUCUUUCAUGGGGAGUUGACAAGGAAAGGGUUUUGAGAGGCCGGACUGCCAUAGAGGUUUACUUUGACUACAUGAGAAGCUUCCGGAUUGAAUUUGAUGAGUUCUUUGAUGAUGACAUUAUCUCUACUGUUGUUGUUGGACUUGGUCCAUGUGGAGAGCUAAGAUACCCAUCCAAUCCUGUGAAACACGGUUGGAGAUAUCCUGGUGUUGGUGAAUUCCAGUGCUAUGAUCAGUAUAUGUUGAAAAGCCUUCGGAAGGCAGCUGAAAUCAGGGGACACUCCUUUUGGGGGCGAGGACCAGAUAAUGCAGGUUCCUACAAUUCACGGCCGCAUGAAACUGGAUUUUUCUGUGAUGGAGGCGAUUAUGAUGGAUAUCACGGCAGGUUUUUUCUCAAUUGGUACUCUCAGGUUUUGGUUGACCAUGGCGAUCGGGUGCUUUCUCUGGCAAAUUUAGCAUUUGAAGGCACUUGCAUUGCAGCAAAGAUUUCUGGUAUUCAUUGGUGGUACAAGACAGCUAGCCACGCUGCUGAAUUAACUGCUGGAUUUUAUAAUCCGUGCAAUCGAGAUGGUUAUACUGCUAUUAUGGCAAUGUUGAAGAGACACGGGGCAGCACUAAACUUUACAUGUUCUGAAAUGAACAUGUUAGAUCAGCAUGUGGACUUCUCUGAGGCACUGGCUGAGCCCGAGGGAUUAGCCUGGCAAGUAUUGAAUGCUGCAUGGGAUGUUUGCAUACCAGUUUCUAGUGAAAAUGCUCUUCUAUGCCAUGACCGGGAUGGUUAUAACUAUUUACUGGAAAAGGCGAAGCCUAUGAGUGAUCCAGAUGGCAGGCAUUUUUCUGAUUUUACCUAUCUAAAGCUCAGUCCACAUCUCUUGGAAAGACACAACUUUGUUGAAUUUGAACGAUUCAUCAAGAGAAUGCAUGGAGAAGCUGUACUCGAGUAUCAGACAUAG